AUGAAGUGUUUCCAUUUUCAGAAGAUGAGAACCUUUAUCUUGAUUCUUUUGGUUGUCGUGGCCGCCGUCGCCUACUCUGUUCGCAAAACCGACAUUUCACCCGACGAUCAGCUGUUAACACGAGUUGUUCGGAAGAGUCAGAAGAACUCCGAAGAGUCGUCCAGCUCUCAAGAGGAAACUGAAACUCAAGAUCGGAAGACGAAUAAAAUGGAUGAAAGUCCAAUGAAAGAAGGUUCAGCUGCUGAGGUGAAGCGUGUUAAGAGAAAGGCAGAGGCCUCCUGUCAUUCGGAAGAAGGACAGUGGCAACACCGCAAAAGGUGA
Messenger RNA from Cooperia oncophora, 321 nucleotides. Lineage: Eukaryota; Metazoa; Nematoda; Chromadorea; Rhabditida; Trichostrongylidae. The record is from the annotation of a GenBank genome assembly.